Spodoptera frugiperda (fall armyworm) is the source of this 7269-nucleotide messenger RNA. RefSeq names its product inactive rhomboid protein 1 (gene rho-5). Gene Ontology annotation, cellular component: endoplasmic reticulum membrane. The transcript is spliced from 13 exons. Gene Ontology annotation, biological process: regulation of protein secretion; regulation of epidermal growth factor receptor signaling pathway. NCBI's taxonomy places the organism in Eukaryota, Metazoa, Arthropoda, Insecta, Lepidoptera, Noctuidae. Bases 590 to 3481 code for a protein of 963 amino acids. The record is from RefSeq and is a predicted model, not a curated record. Gene Ontology annotation, molecular function: serine-type endopeptidase activity.
UCCGCACCCCGCGCGCCGCCACCCCCGACGGCGCACGUCACACUCGACACCCGCGACACCCUCGGCACCCGAGCCGAGCCGCGCCGACCACCACACCGCGACGCGCACCAUCACCCCCGUGACUGUUUACUGUGAACCCCAUCAAGAUAUAGCUCCAGGAACCACCCAGUGUCGCAAUUUGUGCUAAAUCAGUAUCUGGUGAAAACAAACACAUCACACGGCAUUAGCGCAGGCGCGCCACUAGCGGACAUGAUGAGAGCGGCCAUCUUGGCCGAGGACGCACUUUCGCCUCGCCCCAGCUUCAAAGCUAGUUUCGAAAGGUCCAUAUAAGCUUCAAGGAACGAGCGAUGCGUCGUGGAACUGGACCCGCGGCGUGCGCCCUCUGAGGCCGCCCCGCGCCGCUAUCGAUCCGGUAGCGUCAUGGCGCCCGCGGAGUGAAUGCGGACAUCGGGACAGCGCCGCAGCCCCCGAACGCGAGCGGAGCGCCCGCCCAGUGAUAGUGCUAGAGUGGUCGCGCGGCAUGUGAGACAGAGUGUUGGCGUGGUUGGGAGGGCGCGCGGGCGGCGGCGGGCCCGGCUGACCGCGCGCCAUGGGCGAGGAGUACGCGCGCUCACCGUGCGAGCGCUUCCCGGCGACGGGCGCGUUCAGCGUGGCGCCGCCGGAGAGGCUCAGCCCGCCGCCGCCCGCGCCGCUGCCGGAUCGGUUCUCGGCAUCCCCGCGGCGGGUGCGCCGCUGUGCAGAGGCGGAGCGCGCGCGGCGGCCCCGAUAUGUGCCACCAGCAGCUCACGUGCCAGUGGAGCGCUACGUGCCGCGUCCGCCGGCGCCACUGCGGCCUCCACCACCGGUAUACUGCGGGCUGGCGUGCAGGCCGCCACCGCCAGCGCCGCGCAAGUGUUGUGGGCCAGCAUGUCGCGAGGAUAUCGCGGGCUCGCCGCCGCCGUCCCGCUACGUGGAGUACGUGGGCGCGGCGGCUGCUCGCCGGCUGGCCUGCACGCCGCCACCGCCACCACCACCUGCGCUGCAGCUGCCCUGCGAGCCACAGGAGCCCCCGUGCUGUGUACAGGCUCGCAGACGGCCGCAACCACCACAUGAUUGGUAUUAUCACUAUUUACAAUGGCGUUCAAGCGCGGGGCUACUGGCGCCGCAGCUGGCAUGCCAGUCAUCAUCACCAGCAGCGUCUGCGCCGGCGCCACCGCUCCCCGCGCCCACGUCACCACCCCGCGUCGUCUCCGCCCCGCCCGCGCCCACCCAACCACCCCCAGACCCCGCUCCCCAAGACCAGGAAGAUGGCGUCAGAUUACGGCGAACACAUACGGUUGCUGUACGAGACUACCUCAAGAGGGAAACGCAGACGUUUUUCGGCGUUCAGAGGGAUAAUGAGAGGGAACAAAGACGGCUGUGGUAUGAGAGGCGGAGGAGGCACGCGGCGCGGGCGCUCGGUGACCUCCGGCCCGACCUGCCACCGGACCAUCAUCCUGAUGAUGAUGAUAUUAGUAUGUACGGAGCAUCGGGCGCAGCACCAAGGGAGGCGCGGGGGCGUGCGCGGGAGCGGCCCGACGUGUUGCCUGCGCCGGCGCCGCUCGAGGAGCCCGCGCCGCCCUCCCUCCCGCGCCCGGGGAAGGACAGCGUGGCGAGGCUCACGCUUACCGGGCUUUCUUAUGUUGUUACUGCGGUGACGCGGCGCUCGCGUCAGUCGACGGCAGCGCAGUGGUCGAGAUCGUUCCGCGGCACUGCGUCCAUGCACGAUGAAGUUGACGUCGAUGACGUGUUCUUCGCACCAUCGACAUCCACCACGCCUCUGCAGCAUCACGACGAUGCUGAUACUGUUGACGGAUCUAAGGGGGCGAGAUCCCCAAUCGGUUCGACAAGCGUGGAGUACCGAAGGCCGGAGCGGAGCGUGUCCUGGGGCGCGGGGGGAGCGCGUAUCCACACACCGAUGUUGGAACCUCUGGCGGACAACUCUAACAGGCGACAAUUCGGGAUGGGCGUUGUUGGUAGAUUCUUUAGACGUUCGCUCCGCAAGUCGGUGGCACACCAAGAAGAGGUGGCGCGUCAGCUGGACGAGCUGACGGACUACCGACCUUACUUCACGUGGUGGGUGAGCACAGUGCAGACCUUAGUGCUGCUGCUCUCACUCCUUUGUUACGGGUUCGGGCCUGUCGGGUUCGGCAGGCACACACAUUCCGGACAAGUCUUGGUGAAGAGCUUGAGUUUACAGCAGGUUGAAUGGGAAGAACCAGCCUCAUUUUGGCUGGGACCUCGAGCAGCAGACUUAAUACAUUUAGGAGCUAAAUUCGCUCCAUGCAUGAGAAGGGACGCAAGGAUAGCGAGGGCAAUAGCAGCUUCAGCUAGGAGAGAAAGAGACACAGCAUGCUGCAUACGAAAUGAUGAUUCAGGAUGUGUGCAGUCCUCUAAGGCUGAUUGUUCGAUAAGAGGAUUAAUAUCAAAGAACACGAUCUCGACGUGGAAGAAAUGGUCAUCGGGAGAGUCGGGGCCUGGCGGUCGGAUAUCAGGGUCCGUUUGCGGAUUAGAUCCCAAGUUUUGCGAAGCACCACGUUCAAUAGCACCUCAUGAAUGGCCGGACGACAUCACGAAAUGGCCGAUCUGUCGCAAAUCAGUUCUAGACGGAUCUGCGGCCGCUGGUCGGGCCGGUCACGCAGCAGAACAUAUGGCCUGUGAAGUCAUUGGCCAUCCCUGCUGCAUAGGAGUCCACGGGCAAUGCGUCAUCACCACAAGAGAACACUGUGACUUUGUAAAGGGUUAUUUCCAUGAAGAAGCAUCAUUGUGUUCACAGGUGUCUUGUCUUGACGACGUCUGCGGUAUGCUGCCUUUCAUGCGGCGACGUCGACCAGACCAGCUGUACCGAGCGUGGACGUCUUUAUUCGUUCACGCUGGUCUACUGCACCUGGCAGCCACGCUGGCGCUGCAGUGGCUCUUCAUGAGGGACCUGGAAAAGAUGGCCGGGCCAGUUAGGAUAGCUGUCAUAUAUUUAGGAAGUGGGGUCGCCGGGAAUAUGGCAUCUGCCAUAUUUGAACCUUAUAGAGCGGAGGUGGGGCCAGCUGGAUCACAUUUCGGUUUACUGGCGUGUCUAAUAGUAGAAGUAAUAGGGGCAUGGCCUCUCCUGAGGCAUCCGAAACGAGCAAUUUUAAAACUAGUCGGUAUAGCCAUAGCGUUGUUCCUCCUGGGUCUUUUACCCUGGAUUGAUAACUUCGCGCACGUAUUCGGCUUCGUGUUCGGAUUCUUACUAGCGUAUGCGUUACUGCCAUUUAUAACCUUCGGUCCUUACGAAAGACGAAGAAAGAUCGCAUUAGUGUGGGUCUGUAUGGUGUCGGCGGGCGGGAUGUUGUGCGCGCUGGUCGCGUUGUUCUACGCGGCGCCGGCGUACGAGUGUGCAGCAUGUGCGUACUUCACGUGCUUACCGUUCGCGCCAGACAUGUGCGCGUCGCAGGACGUGCGCGUGCGUCAGCUGGACGGGGUAUGACGGCGCGCGGCCCGGGCGCCCCCGCCGCCGCCGCCCCCCCGCCCUGUGCGCCGCGCGCCCCCCGCGUGCGCCCGACCCGCGCCCCCUGCGUGCCCGCACGUCCCGCGCCGCGCUGUCGCCUAGCGCCUCACCCCCGCCGCCGCCCAGACCUCAAACCGUCACCUCGCUCUUACAGCGCUAUUACAGAAACUCAGCGCUCAUUUAACGCGCACUCCAAACAACCCCUCUUCACGCCAAUAAUCGUGCGCAAUAAGUAUAUACUGUUUACCUGCUAGGUAUAACUUGGUGGGGUCGAUACUGAAAACAAAAUCAGGCUUAUGAUAUCUAUAACACAAGUUAAAUAGGUGUAACCUAUUCGUUUUCCAACUUGAGUUUCUGUAUUGAGUGUGCUGUAUCGCUACUGCCCACUAGUACGAAUGUGUCGGUAUGAGAGUGAGCUCUAGUUACUACCUAGGCGAUCUUUUAAGAUUUUAUAAUCGUCGAACUAGAUUAUAAAAGUGUAUGCGAAUAUUCCAUCGAUUAUUUAAUUUAUCGAUAAAGACGUAUUGUUACGUGUUAAAAUUUGUUGUUUUAAUGGACUCACUGAUUUAUACUUGAAUUUCAAUAAGACGGUCGAAUUUAUUUCACAAGUUAUUUUUCCAAUACUAUAAAUAAUGUCAUUCUAAAAUGCUACGUUUUAAGUCUGAUUUUGUAAAAUAAUUGACAUGCGAUGUUCAUUGAUGGCUGCCGAUGUGCUUGUGAAAUUAAUUCGAUCGAAAUUGAAUUUCGAAUAAAAAAAAUAAAAUAAAAAAUAUUGUGCUAAAUCCACGGAUAUAGAACUUGCAAUGCGGACGCGACUUACUAAUGUAAAUAUUCUGUAAAAUAAAGUAUUAAUGAUACGGUGGUAAGUGAGUCGUACUAUGUGUGGUUACGUUUCGUUUGCGUGCGUCUUACGGGACCACUGUUACGUCACAUUGUACAUUACUAACUCUGUAUCUAUACACCACAUUUUUACGUAUGUACACAGAACUAAUCAUUACAUUUCGCACACAAAACAAUAGUCUCUUCUACAUUUCCUCUCCGCAAAUGUGACCUAAUGCGAUCCCGUAACAGUGUCAAAUAUACAUAAUUUAGUAUAUUACUAAAUAAUGUAAAUAUAAACAAAAAAAAAACACAUACUUUUCAUCUAUUCAGUUCACCGUAUAUGAACGAAUUCAGUCUAUGUGUAUAAGUAUUCUAAUGGAUUUUUGAUUUCGUCAAUUUAUAUAGCUGUAACAAGUCUGCGUAGUGUUACGUUUGUUUUUAUAUUAUUAUAUGCUAGUAUAUAUACUUAAUAUUUAUAUUUAGGGAUAUUUAUUUUACUACAAACAGGUUAGGAGACUUUAUCGUUCACUAUCAUUCAUACUUUACAUGUUUUAUUACGAAUUUACAUUUAAUACUAGUCACUAUGUUAAUUAUAAUAUUUUUUAGUUUAAAAACGUUGUAAAUAUAAUAUAUAUAAAUUUAAUCAAGCGAAAGUGGUGAUCAUUGUAAUUAAACAGUUAUUUUGCUAGGGAUUGUUAAUCGAGAUUGUGUGAGUGUGUGUGUGUUUGGAAAUUUUGUACUACUGCCAUAUUACCAUUGUAGAUAUUUAGGAGACUUAAGAAUAUGUUUUAACUCUUAAAUUGCGCACAUAGUUUAUUUCUAUGAAUGUAUCCGUUUGGCGACACUUAAGUGGCGUCCGUGGGCUAUUAGACCCACUUGAUGACUAUGACUAAUCUGUAUCCUUAGUACGAGUUUGUUUUACGUAUAAAUUAACCGCAACGAAAACACGCUUGGCGUUCUGAUUGGCCGGCUCAAAUAAACCAACCAAUCAGAGUGCCGAACGCGCUCUCGUUUCGAUUACUUUAAACGUAAAGUAGACUCGUACUAAGUGUACUGGUGACUGAUUAUCCUUAAACGCAAUUGCCACAUCACGACACUCCAGUAAUUCACACUACGUUUAAAUAAUUUGAGGAACAGAGGACUUACAGAAUUGAAUUAUCUUCUUGAAAAGCAAUUUGGACGACUUGAGUGUUGCUAAAUGGGUAUGAAAUUAUUAUAUUAUUAUGUAUUUUUGUAGAAAUUUUGAUUAAUUAUUGUCCUUUUUUACAUUUUGUGUAUGCAAUUUUGGUUUAUGUUAAACUAUCAAACUGAUAUUAAAAAUGUACUCUAUGCCCAAACGAUGAUUUUUUAAAGGUUGAAAUAGAAUCAUGUAUAUACAGAUACAUUAUAUGCAUUCUUGUUAUUGUACUAAAUCGGUUGAACCUGUAACAUUUUUUUUUAUCAAUGCUCAAAUUUUUAAUACCAUCAUUGGAUCGAUAAAAUGCAAUGAAAUUGCUAUUAUUUUAUGUCUAUUAUCUAUUUAAUAUACAAUUAUAUUUUAUUCAGCACAAACAAAAAAAAGAAUAAAAUGAAAUAUGAUAUUGUAAAAGUCUGAAAUGAACAUUCCAUUUAGCACAAUUAAUGAUUUAAUUACCCAUUAUAUAGGUAUCCUAUUAUAUAAUUUUUAUUAUUAUAUUAUAAUUUUAAGUAUCCAUUAUAGAGAAUACCUAUUAUUUUAGUUUAUUUUCUUCCUUAAUAAAAAUGUUUAAAGCGCUUACUGUCGCACUCAAAGACAUUUAAUGAUUACUUAAACUAUUCUUUAGUAACGAUUUUGUAUCGAAAACAAUUGCUAAGGACUGGGUUAAGUAACCAUUAAAUGAGUGAGUACAGAAUGCUAGUUAUAUAGGCACUUGUUUACUUCUUAUGAAUUAAUAUUAAUUAGUGUUUAAAGUGUUUGUUAACAGUAAAUAAGGCUUUUGGUGAAUUGUCAUUUAAGUUAUUUUGCUACUAUUGCAAAAUAUACUUAACUAACUUCACAAUAAAGUUCAUUUUACAGCACACAGACGCAUAAAUUUUGCUCAGACUCCAAUAAAUGUGCAAAAAGCAAUAAAAAUUUGUAAAAUAAUUGAAUGUCGAUGACAGUUGUGUGAAUAUUCUAUUAAGUGAAGAUAUUAAUUUAUUUUAAAAUGAUAAUUUUGUUAAAACAUAUAAAUAUUUUUAUACAAUAAUUCUAAACAUGGAGUAUGUAUUUUGAACUGUACAAAAUAUUGUAUCUGAUUCCAAUGGCAGUAUUUAUAAAAAAGCUAAGAACAUGGAUGCACAUUUAACACCAAAUUCUUUUAAGCAUAAUGUACUAAUAAGACGACUGUAAUAUUGUAUAACUAAAUAAAAUGCCAUUAUAUUGGAUUAAAAAUAUACAAAAGUUAUGUAAUGUGAGAAAAAUGUUGUUCAAAUCCUAAUUGAUUAUCAUUUGUCUUCUCGAUUCUGUCGGAAAAUACUGUCAAAACAAUGUGCCGUGACGCACGUUGAUUGGCUGCUUUUUGAAAUGCCGUAACGCUGAUUGGCGGAUUUUAUUGAGCAACCAAUAAGAGCGCGUUACGUCACGUCACAGGGGUUUUGACGGUACGUUUCCAGCUUAACUGAUUGUGUACUCUCUAUACCCAUUAUAUAGUUAUUGUACUAAUAUUAAUUAUCUCAGUUAUCAGCCAUGUUUUUUAUUGUAAAGUGUUUGACUGUGUGCGUGAAGUUCUCGAUUACUUUCUUUGAAAAUCUUACAGUGACGUUAUCUUAAAGUGCCCUUGAGCCCGGCGGCCCGGCGAACUAAUCUCAGAUUAAGACAAAAAAAACUUACAUACAUAAUUGUACAUUGUGAACAUACACCUAAUUAUUACUUAUAUGUUAAGUAUGGUAAAGUAAUCUUAUUGUAAACUAGUAUUAAUCGAACAAGAAACCUUAUUAUCAUAAUA